AUGUCCACACGCAUUACAGAGUUGGCUACACGUAUAGCCGUAAAUACGGCUAAGGUUGAUGAUUACUUGGCAGCAAAUUCUCUGCCUGCUCCUUUGUUCGACAUCGAUGCACCUGUGCAGUCGCAGAUCCCCAACGCUGAGCUCGACAUCGCGGCUGCGCGUCAAGCAGUCAUUCACGAUGCGGAAGAGUUGCGCCAACUCAUGCUCGGUCCGCGCGAACAGCUGUUCAGCUACAGACCUAAUCAUCUCCUUAGCCAACUGGUCAUCGUGCGCUUCGGGCUAGCCAGUCUCAUUCCCAUCGACGGCGAGGCAACCUUCGCCGGCCUCAUCGCCGCAGCUGGCCUGGGCGAGGCGCAUGUGCGUAAGAUCGUACGCCAUGCCAUGACCCAGCACAUCUUCUGCGAGCCGCGCCCGGGCGUCGUCGCCCAUACUGCCAUCUCGCGACUCCUAGCCGAAGAUGCCGACGUGGCCGCAUGGGCCCGCUGGAGCGCUGACGACUGCUGGCUUGCGGCCUACUACACGUGCGAAGCCAUGGCACGCUGGCCGGCGUCCGAGGAGCCGAACGAGACCGGCUUCGCCCUCGCCAACGAUACGAACCUCGGUAUGUUCGACUUCCUUGCCGCCCAUCCGGAACCCGCCGCCCGAAUCGCCGCUGGCAUGCGACUCUACGCCGCGCGCCCGGAUCUCGACGUCCGCCACCUUGUCGACGCCUGGGCCUGGGGCGAUCUUCCCACCGGCGCGACCGUGGUCGACGUGGGCGGAUCGCAUGGCGAGGCAGCGUUGGCGCUGGCGCGCGCAUUUCCCUCGCUCAAGCUGGUGGUUCAGGACAUCGACGCGCUGACGAUCCGUGCUGCCGAUGCGAGCAAGCCAGCCGAUGGGGGCAGUCGCGUGCGUUUCAUGACGCACGAUUUCUUCAUCGAACAGCCUGUAGUCGGGGCUGACGCGCUGAUUCCGGCUUUGAAGCCUGGGGCGCGUGUGAUCCUUAACGACGUCGUCGUGCCGGGACCCGGGGAUUCAACGGCGGGCUCGGCGGCGGCCAUCCGGAGUGACGAUCUCAACAUGACGAUGCUGUUUAACGCGAGCGAUCGCGAGAUGACGGGCUGGGCGCGCCUUUUUGAAGUAGCGAGUCUGGGAUUUCACUUUGAGGGUGGCAGACAACCCCCGGGUUCGGGACUGUGGGUUAUGGUGGCUGAGUGGAAGGGUGUCUGA
Anthostomella pinea is the source of this 1209-nucleotide messenger RNA. Lineage: Eukaryota; Fungi; Ascomycota; Sordariomycetes; Xylariales; Xylariaceae. The record is from the annotation of a GenBank genome assembly.